AUGGCACCUUUAGCUACAAUGAUCUUGGCUGGACCAGCUUUAUUACUGGAAGGUUCUGGGGUUAUGGAAUGGUUUAACACUUGUCCCUCUCUCGGCUCGUCCCUUAUAAUUAUUUUCAGCUCCGGAGUGUUGGCUUUCUGCCUUAACUUCUCUAUCUUUUACGUGAUUCACUCCACAACUGCAGUUACAUUUAACGUAGCUGGAAAUCUUAAGGUUGCAGUCGCUGUUACUUGUUCAUGGCUAAUAUUUCGAAAUCCUAUCUCCAUUAUGAAUGCUGUUGGAUGUGCUGUGACACUUGUGGGAUGUACAUUCUACGGGUAUGUGAGGCACAUGCUCGCGCAACAGCCUCCAGGAACUCCUCGUACACCCCGGACUCCACACAGCCGCAUGGAGCUGCUUCCUCUUGUAAACGAUAAAUUGGAGGAUAAGGUUUAG
Molecule: messenger RNA, 435 nt
Organism: Ilex paraguariensis (yerba mate)
Lineage: Eukaryota; Viridiplantae; Streptophyta; Magnoliopsida; Aquifoliales; Aquifoliaceae
Source: the annotation of a GenBank genome assembly